GCCGAACUGAAGCCGGUGAUAUCACGUGACCAGGUUUCAUUUUCAGUUGUUGUUGUUGUCAAGAUGUCGGACAGUGAAGGAAGCAGCACGUUGUCCAGUUCGAAACGGCCCAGACAUUCUUUGUCUCAGGAUGGAUCUGGCGAUGACAAUGAUGACAUGUCCAGUACAACCAGUGCCACAAUAGAUGAUACAAUUCCAAGUGAGACACCACCACAGAACAAUACUCGGCGCUAUGGACGAGGAAAGAAUCGGUUUCGAAAAUCAAAACUUCAGUAUAAGCUUGUAAAUUAUUUAAAAGAAGAUCAUGGACAACCCAUUUUUGGGGUACAGGUCAAUUACAAUCAUAAGGAAGGAGAACCAAUAAUCUUUGCUACAGUUGGUAGCAACAGGGUUGGCAUCUACGAAUGUCACGAGAAUGGUAAAAUCAAACUUCUACAAGCCUACGCUGACCCUUCUACAGAGGAAAACUUCUAUUGUUGUGCUUGGACAUUUGAUGAUGUGACAGGUCAACCAUUGUUGGCCACAGGUGGGAUGAGAGGCAUUAUAAGAAUAAUAAGUCCUGUCUCCAUGCAAUGCAUCAAGAAUUUUAUAGGGCAUGGCAAUGCUGUCAAUGAACUGCGAUUCCACCCCAAAUACCCUAACAUGAUGUUAUCUGUGAGUAAAGAUCAUGCUUUACGAAUAUGGAACAUCAAAACAGAUAUAUGUGUAGCAAUUUUUGGUGGAGUUGAUGGUCACCGAGAUGAAGUUCUAAGUGCAGACUUCAACAUUGAUGGCAGUUUCAUUGUGUCUUGUGGCAUGGACCAUUCCUUGAAAAUUUGGAACUUGAAGACAGACGCUAUCAUCAAAGCAAUGAAAGAUUCCUACACAUACAACAGUACCAAAAACAACAGACCAUUCCCCACAGUAUCCAACCAUUAUCCAGAUUUCUCCACCCGUGACAUCCACAGAAAUUACGUGGAUUGUGUUCGUUGGCUUGGACGUUUUAUUUUAUCGAAGUCAUGUGAAAACUGUAUUGUCUGUUGGAAACCUGGUCACCUCAACCAAACCGAUCUAAAGCAUUCAGAUUCCACAACAACCAUCUUACACAGAUUCGAAUACCGUGAGUGUGAUAUCUGGUAUAUGAGGUUCUCUAUGGAUUAUUGGCAAAAGGUUAUGGCACUUGGUAAUCAAGUUGGUCGGCUGUUUGUAUGGGACAUGGAUGUGGAUGACCCUACAAUGUCCAGGUGCACUGUUCUGAUAAACAGUAAAUGUUCAACAGCGAUACGACAGACUGCGUUUAGUCGUGAUGGCAGCAUCCUUCUCUCUGUUUGUGACGACGGCACAAUAUGGCGCUGGGACCGGGUGAAAUAGGAAACUCCAUCAAAUGUUUCUACUCCAUCACAUCCAUCCAUUUCUCUCUCCCCUUCUCAACCUUUUUCUCUCAUACUUCACCUUCUCUCUCUCUCUCCCCACCCACCAUCAACAGUGUGCCUGCAAUAAUGUCCACUGCCAGAUAUCUCUACAAAAUAACUGACACAUUUCACUAUUUCACUUUCAAACUGAUUGAAUGCAUUUUUUCUUUUUUUUAAAAAAAAGGAGUAUAACCCUUCUUAACUAA
Octopus bimaculoides (California two-spot octopus) is the source of this 1597-nucleotide messenger RNA. RefSeq names its product polycomb protein EED. Gene Ontology annotation, molecular function: protein binding. The record is from RefSeq and is a predicted model, not a curated record. Lineage: Eukaryota; Metazoa; Mollusca; Cephalopoda; Octopoda; Octopodidae.